Molecule: messenger RNA, 741 nt
Organism: Ipomoea nil (Japanese morning glory)
Lineage: Eukaryota; Viridiplantae; Streptophyta; Magnoliopsida; Solanales; Convolvulaceae
Exons: 3
Coding region: 1-741 (246 amino acids)
Biological process (GO): telomere maintenance; DNA repair
Molecular function (GO): DNA helicase activity
Source: RefSeq, a predicted model, not a curated record
AUGUUAUCGGAUUCAAAUAAGAAACAGUUCGCUCUGGUGGAGUUGGAGAAGUUGCUAUCUUUGUGGGGGAAGAACCUGAGGGACUUUCCAGAAAUGCCAAUUGCAGACGAAAGUAACAUGUGUUUGAGUGAAAACAUGUUGAUAGACGAAGAGUUGGCGUAUGACAAGGAAUCAUUGAAGACGGAACAUGAAACAUUGAGGAACAUGCAAGACGCUCGUGUGGAGAACGAUAUCGUUGCUUCAAGUGGAAUAACACCUUUAAACCCUAAACCCCAAUUUGCUCUUACCGAGAGUAUAUCACAAGACAGUGACCUUGCUGAGCUUAUAAUAAGGAGCAAAUUGAUAAUAUGGGAUGAAGUACCGAUGAUGCACAAACACUGUUUUGUGGCUUUGGACAAAAUCAUGAGGGAUCUAUUGAGGUUUGUCAUAGCGGGUAGUGCUGGAAAGAGAUUUGGUGGAAAGACAGUAGUUUUUGGCGGAGAUUUUAGACAGAUCCUACUCGUUAUUCCAAAAGCAACGAGACCAGUAGUUGUUGGAACCAUUAUUAAUUCUUCGUGCAUGUGGACAAAUUGCAAUGUAUUAACACUCACCAAGAACUUGAGACUACGGAGCUUAGUUUCAGAGGAAGAUAUACGGACGGUUGAUUGGUUUUCAAAAUGGAUUGCAGACAUCAGAGAUGAGAUUGUAGGGGUUGUAAUGACGAUUCAUCUGAGAUCGAUAUUCUGGCAUGGUUUCUAUUGA